AUGGCAGACGCUACGCUUACGCCUGUGCAGACAGCGCAGAAGAUGUUUGAUUUGGCCUUGGCAAAGAACAACCAGAGAGCCGACAUUGUGUUUUUCAAAGCGGUGCUUCAUCGCCGGGCGUUCCUGUCAUUCGGAGGUCUCCUGCACGUCAUCGUGUCCGGAGGCUCGGCCGGUAUAACUAGCUCCAACCCAGGGUUAGUCAAGGUGCUUGGUGGAUUAGUAUUCCCGGUUGGACUCGUAAUGAUCGUCCUUCAAGGCCAAGAGCUCCUAACGAGCAACAUGAUGACCGUCCCUAUGCUCCUGGUUAAGCGUGCUGCACCAUGGUGGUCACUCCCAAUGAACUGGUUAAUAGUUCUGUUUGGUAACCUUACUGGGAGCCUAUUCUUCGCCGGAGUUCUCGUCAAGGGUACGUACGGCCAGUCAUCUCUCUCCAUACGCAUGGGCACUGGGUUGAUUCAAACUAAUAAUAGCUUCCGGCAUUCUUUCUGCGGAGCCGUACCCAACUUACGUCCGCAUUUUGUACUACACAAGGCAAUGGAUCCGCAUUGGCAUCAAAUCUUCUUGCGCGGAAUCGGCUGUAAUUGGCUUGUGUGCAUUGCUGUGUGGCAGGCUAUGGCUGCAACUGAGGUCAUUUCCAAGAUCGUUGCUAUAUUCAUACCUAUCUUUACUUUCGUUGCUGCAGGAUUUGACCACGUGGUUGCCAAUAUGUUCUUCAUCCCCCUCGGUAUCAUGAUGGGAGCCGAUAUGACGGUUGCCGACUACAUCAAAAAGAGUCUAAUUGCAUCCUUCCUUGGAAAUGUGGUAGGGGCCUUACUUGUUGCGCUCCCUUUCAUGUACUUCUUCAACCCAUUAUUCGAACGCGAGUCUCGGGACUUGGGGAACAGGGCAGCUCGUCCGGGUCGUCACUUGUGGAUCGUGUAA
Rhizoctonia solani is the source of this 921-nucleotide messenger RNA. Its product is annotated as formate/nitrite transporter family protein. Gene Ontology annotation, biological process: transmembrane transport; nitrite transport. Gene Ontology annotation, molecular function: high-affinity secondary active nitrite transmembrane transporter activity. Gene Ontology annotation, cellular component: membrane. NCBI's taxonomy places the organism in Eukaryota, Fungi, Basidiomycota, Agaricomycetes, Cantharellales, Ceratobasidiaceae. The coding region runs from base 1 to 921 and encodes 306 amino acids. The record is from RefSeq and is a predicted model, not a curated record. The transcript has 13 exons.